GGUGGCGGCGGCGCCUCAGACUCAUGAGGAGCCGGAAGCUUACAGACGGGGUGCGCUCUUCAGCACGCCUAAGGAGCAAAAACUGUCCAGCCACCAGAGCUGCCUCCGCUCAAGAAGUUGAUGUCUCCAAAUCUACAAAAACAGUGUGUUUGGCUUCAUCUCACAAAGCAACUGAGAGACGUACUUCCAAGACACUCAAGUAUGAAAAAGAUGGUUUCACCAAGACAGAAUUACAAGAACUAAAAGCCAAAAAGGAAAAAACUUCUUUGCCAAAAACUGCAUCUGAAAUCUCGAGUGAAAAUGAGUCUUUGGUGUAUGCUGAACACAAAGCAUUGCUGCUGAGUAAUGAAGCAAAUACUUCCAAGAUUUAUGAACAGCAAGCAGAAAGGAAUGAAAACGGCCUUUCUCAUCAUGGCCACUCUAGAGAUGGGGAGAACAGCUGCUUAGCAAAGACUGACAAUGACUUGGCCCUGCCCAAAUGUAAAGAAAACCUGGUGGAAGAAGAUGUCUUUAAUCACAGUACUGCUCUGCUUGGGGAGGCUGGACCAGAGGCAGCAGAUCUCCAGAAGACACCAGCACACAUAGAUAGUAGCAUCUUUUUAGAUGAAGACAGCAAUCAGCCAAUGCCUGUGAAUCGAUUCUUUGGAAAUGUCGAACUCAUGCAAGACCUUCCUCCAGUCUCUCCACCUUGUCCCUCCAUGAGUAGACGGGAAUUCAGAAAAAUGCACUUCAGAGCCAAAGAUGAUGAUGAUGAUGAUGCAGAAAUGUAGAUAUUUAAUAAAACAUUAUAAAAUUCUAUCUCUAUUUUUUAUACAUUAGGUACAGUUACAAUGUCAUGCUAUUACAAAUGAUUCUAAUUGCCACAUGUCAGUAUCAAUAUAAAAUCCAUCCCCCUGGGAACUUUCUAGCUUAAAGUAAGCUAGGUGAAUUUUGCUACUCCUCGUUGACAAGUUCUAAACUAUUGUAGGAAACUGAGGUGAACUUGCAGAUUGUGGAGCUUCUAUUUUUUCUUUGGGGGAUGAUUGCACAGAAGAAUUUGUAUUACUUUAUUUUAAACUGUGGCAGCUCCUAUUCUUGAGACGUCUAUACCUUCUGUGAAAGGAGGGUAUAUUAUUUUUUAUAAUAAAUUAUGCUUUGGGUAAACCUAGGUAGGGCUAAGAAAAAGUGGCACAUUUAUAAAUAUUAAAAUGGCAUUUAAAAUUUGUUUUUACAGUGUAUAAACAAGCUUCUGUUCUGCAACUAGUCUGGGUUAUUUGAUAAUUCUUACAGUUACCUGAUAAAUUCACCCACUAGUGAAUUUUGUGCUUUUGUUGUUUCCAUAUACAACUGGAACUAGUGGUUACUUUAGAUGUUUUAAGUUUGCAAAGGAAGUCUUUAACACAGGAAAAAUAGAAGAUGCUUUUUGACAUUUUAUUUUAAGAAACUUUCAUUUUGUCCCUAAGUGGAGAGGUAUGUAUUAUUCCUACCAGAAAUAUUUGACACAUUCAUAGAGAGAGCAAUUACUUGACUAAAAACUGAGUGUUAAUUUCUUACUCUGGAGGAUUUGACUAGUAUUAGGUCUCUUGCACCCAUUAAAGAACCUCAGACAAGGAGACUGGAAUGAAAGUACAUCUCCACUUCAAGGGAAAAACCCCUUUCACUUUUCAGUGUGGGUAGGUAGGGGACUUUUUUUCCUUUCUAUCCAAUAUAUAUUUGUGUAAGUUGUUACAAGUAAAAAAAAAAAUAGUAAAUAAUGUUUAAUACUCUAAUUACUUCCCUAACUUCAUAUGUAGAGUAGUUUGAUAGCAAAUUAAGAUAAAGAGGAAUUUUUCAACCUCAUGCCAUAUGCAAAUCAAAAUAUUUGCUCUGGUUGACUCUUAUUUUACUCCCAGCAGCCAGUUUCUUUUCGAUUUGAUUAUUUUCCCAUUAGGAGAUGUGACCUUCACUUACUCCAAAUAAUUCUGUGAUUUAUUGGUCAAUGAACGACAAUACAUUUAAUAACUUGGACAUGUUGCUUAUAAUCCAUUCAUGUUAUGAUAGCUUGGAAAAAUAAUUUACAGUUUGAAAUUACUGCAUGAACUUGACUAUUAAUCAUAACACCUCUCACUGGUGGUAAUUGGGUUGCCUCAAAAUUUUAGAAUUUUAUGUUUGCUCUAUUAGUUUCUGUACUUUUUUUUUAAUUAAAUCAGAAUGUUACCUACCAGUACGCUCAUUGUUAUUGCUAUGUUCCAAUAAAGUUAUAUUGAAAAAAUUGUA
Molecule: messenger RNA, 2235 nt
Organism: Gracilinanus agilis (Agile Gracile Mouse Opossum)
Lineage: Eukaryota; Metazoa; Chordata; Mammalia; Didelphimorphia; Didelphidae
Gene: C3H1orf174
Product: chromosome 3 C1orf174 homolog
Exons: 4
Coding region: 24-770 (248 amino acids)
Source: RefSeq, a predicted model, not a curated record